UAAAAGAAAAAAAGAAAAAAGAAAUUGGCGAUAUCAUACAGCAAAUCGGAAGUUAUAUCGUACCGUAUUCGAUCGUUUUGAAGCUUCUUGGAUCUCUUCAGCUACCCCGGACCUAGAUGGGUACCUAGGGAGAUAUGUGGCAAUAUAUCGAAUUGAACGCGUACCGUCGAAACGACUUCGCUAAUUUGAUCUUGGCCAGGACCACUGUGACAGUGUGCCUCGUUACUCAAUACACCUAUCCGCUGCACGAUGAGUUGUCUAAGGGGAUACAGUCGAGGCGGCUUCGUACUGAUACAUGUGACGUAGAAGGCGUAUACAGAGUGUACCUAUGCAGUUGCGGUGUGACCUGAGACAUCGUAGCUAUCAGUCUUCUCCCUAUUAUUAAUGAAUACUUACUCUAUGGCUCCCUUGCGAAUCACAUCACCUACCUCAUCCUUCUUUCUAAUUCUUCAGAAAAAUAGACAUCAUGUCUCACCCGAUUCCUAAGCCUCCCGGCGUACCCUUACUAGGUAACGUCUUCGACAUCACCCCGAGCAACACGUGGGAGUCGCUACGGGCAUUGUCCGAACAGUAUGGCGAGAUAUUCCAAAUCAAAGUGCUAGGGAAAACCGUCGUCUUUGUAGCGGGCGCCGCGCUAGCCGAGGAAAUAUGCGACGAGAAGCGGUUCCGGAAGUACGUCGGAGGCCCGAUCGUCGAGAUCCGGUAUGCGGUGCACGACGCCCUGUUCACAGCCUUCGACGACGAGCCGAGCUGGGGCAUCGCGCACCGCAUCCUCGCACCGAGGCUUAGCCCUUCCGUUCUCAAAGACCAUUUCGUCGAAAUGCGGGACUGCGCAUCCGAGCUCGCGACUAAGUGGAAAGGUUUGGGAGCUAGCAACGAGAUAUCCCCUAUCAAUGAGUUGAACAGGUUGAAUCUCGAGGCUACAACUCUCACAAUGUUCGGCAAGAAGUUGAAUUGUCUCUCUGGACCGGAACAUCCUAUGCUAAAAGGGAUGGAGGACUCGACGUCCGAGGCCAUAAUGCGGCCCACGCGACCGGGCUUCUUGAACUGGUUGUUCUAUGGUAACAAAUUCAAGUCGGCGACGAGCACGAUGCGCGAGUACGCGCAGGAUUUAGUAGACUAUCGCAAGGCGAACCCGACGGAUCGCCAGGACAUUCUAACCGCAAUGAUGGGCGCUAAGGAUCCGGAGACGGGAACCACGCUUCGGGAUUCGCAGGUGAUCGACGAGAUCGUAUCGAUGCCGAUCGGUAGCAGUACGGCGCCCGCGCUAUUAGCCCAUACCAUCUACCUCCUGACCAAGAACCCGGAGGUCGUGACCAAGGCGCGCGAAGAGUUAGACGCGGUGAUCGGUCCUGAUGGGGAAUUUAGGUAUGAACACUUAGCGCAGCUAAAGUACAUCGAGGGUAUCGUGCGGGAAUCCCUACGCCUUUCGUUCGCGGCGCCAGGGUUUAACAUCGAACCUAUACCGAGCGAGAGCAAAGCCCCCGUACUGCUCGGCGGCGGCAAGUACCAGGUCGCGCAUAACCAAGCCAUGAUCAUCGUGCUUGCGGGCGUAAAUAGAGAUCCAACAGUGUUCCAAAAACCGCUAGCCUUUCAACCUGAGCGAAUGAUGGGGGAAGCGUUUGAUGAACUUCCGUCGGGGGUUAAGAAAUGGUUUGGGAAUGGGAAGAGGGAGUGUAUUGGGAAGCAUUGGGCAUGGCAGUGGAGUAUGACGACGUUGGCAAAGUUGAUUCAUGAGUUUGAUUUUGAGGCGGUUGAUCCAAGUUAUAUGUUGGAGCAGGAUGGGUGGUUCAAUUUGAGGCCGGUGGGUUUCCAGGCGAGGGUUAAGCCGAGGGCAUAAGGAGUUAAUGGUUAAUGAAGGGUUGGUGUUGUGGUUUGGGACUGUAGUCUGUAAGACGGAUACCUAAGAUUCAAGGCUAGAAUGACCUCACUGAGAUAUACGUGUCCCAGAAUAAUCGUUUGAGCCAUCCUGUUCAAUAUGUUGUAGUGAGGUAAAGACUCUCUUAGUUGAAGCUAUACCUACCAUAGUCAACUAACCCGUCACUUACCAUGCAUGUUCACUUGACGGCUUCGUUAAUUUACAAUGAUGAGAUUGUGUACGUUCGGAGACCUGGGGCUUUGAAAAUAACAUGCUUGGCUAGACGUCGGG
Messenger RNA from Annulohypoxylon maeteangense, 2149 nucleotides. RefSeq names its product bifunctional P-450:NADPH-P450 reductase. The transcript has a single exon. Gene Ontology annotation, molecular function: heme binding; monooxygenase activity; oxidoreductase activity, acting on paired donors, with incorporation or reduction of molecular oxygen. Bases 467 to 1840 code for a protein of 457 amino acids. The record is from RefSeq and is a predicted model, not a curated record. NCBI's taxonomy places the organism in Eukaryota, Fungi, Ascomycota, Sordariomycetes, Xylariales, Hypoxylaceae.